Molecule: messenger RNA, 444 nt
Organism: Pterocles gutturalis (yellow-throated sandgrouse)
Lineage: Eukaryota; Metazoa; Chordata; Aves; Pterocliformes; Pteroclidae
Gene: RPL27A
Product: ribosomal protein L27a
Exons: 3
Biological process (GO): translation
Cellular component (GO): ribosome; cytosolic large ribosomal subunit
Molecular function (GO): structural constituent of ribosome
Source: RefSeq, a predicted model, not a curated record
GCAAACACAGGAAACAUCCAGGAGGGCGUGGUAAUGCUGGUGGUAUGCACCAUCACAGGAUUAACUUCGAUAAAUAUCACCCUGGUUACUUUGGAAAAGUAGGCAUGAGACACUAUCACCUGAAGAGGAACCAGAAGUUCUGUCCUACUGUCAACUUGGAUAAACUAUGGACGCUUGUUAGUGAACAGACAAGGCUCAAUUAUGCGAAAAACGAGGCUGGACUGGCCCCAGUCAUUGAUGUUGUGCGCUCAGGCUACUACAAAGUCCUGGGCAAGGGGAAGCUGCCCAAGCAGCCUGUAAUUGUGAAAGCAAAGUUCUUCAGUAGAAGAGCUGAGGAGAAGAUCAAAGAAGUUGGUGGUGCCUGUGUGCUUGUGGCAUGAAGGCCUUUGUUAUUCAAAAAAUUUGAAUAAAGACAAUGUGUAAAAAAUGUGCUGGUUUACAGAA